Molecule: messenger RNA, 653 nt
Organism: Arabidopsis arenosa
Lineage: Eukaryota; Viridiplantae; Streptophyta; Magnoliopsida; Brassicales; Brassicaceae
Source: the annotation of a GenBank genome assembly
UCCUUUGCAGCAAAAUAGUUUCUCAUAUGGAGAGGCAAAUCAUAAACAAGAAGAAGCGAGUAUUUUCUCUUGAACCAAACAAGAACCCUAGUGCAGUUUUCACGAGAAAAUACACAAGCCACUUGGUUCCUGCACUCAAGAAGCUCAACAUGAACAAGAACUCUUCAAAACAAACCGUGAAGCAUGAAGUAGACAUGGCUUUGGCUUUGUCUGCUCAAGAAUUUGCAUGGAGCCGUUUCUUGCUACAGAAGCUAUCGUCCUCGACGAAUCCAACCACUACUACUUCUUCUUCCGAUGGAAUUCGGAUUCUCGAAAGAUCCGAUAAAGAAGGUGGAAACAAAGAAGGAGAGAUAGAGGAGAAACUGAGGGAAUUGCAGAAGCUUUUGCCAGGGGGAGAAGAGAUGAAUGUGGAAGAAAUGUUGAGUGAGAUUGGUAAUUACAUUAAAUGUCUUGAGUUACAGACGAUUGCUCUCAAGUCCAUUGUUCAAGAUAGUACUUGACUUUUAGUUUAAGUGUGUAAUUUAUAGUUUGUUUUAUGUUUUAUCUUUAAACGAAAAUCAUCUUGUGUGUUUUUUCUCUUAAUUUCUUCAAGAACAGGAGCAUGUAUUAUAGUGUUUUCCUUUUCCUAUCCUUAAUUAAUCAUGGUUACGAAA